Messenger RNA from Pteropus alecto (black flying fox), 4324 nucleotides. It is a transcript of the gene LPIN3, whose product is annotated as lipin 3. Bases 308 to 2848 code for a protein of 846 amino acids. Gene Ontology annotation, biological process: positive regulation of transcription by RNA polymerase II; cellular response to insulin stimulus; triglyceride biosynthetic process. The transcript is spliced from 21 exons. The record is from RefSeq and is a predicted model, not a curated record. Gene Ontology annotation, molecular function: transcription coactivator activity; phosphatidate phosphatase activity. Gene Ontology annotation, cellular component: nucleus. Lineage: Eukaryota; Metazoa; Chordata; Mammalia; Chiroptera; Pteropodidae.
AGGAAACCAGGAUAUGAGUCAUCCCUUCCUCCCCCCAUCUAUGGCUUCUUAACAGAGUUUGGAUAAGUCACUUAACAUCUUUGAGGCGUGGUCUUGCAUAGGAGGCAGUCCUCUGGGUGUUCUGAUGCGGGGUCUGAAAGAAGGAAGUGCCCCAUGGAGAUGCAAUCAGCACCUAGAGAAGGAAGGCGGCUAUCCAGGAGUCCCAGAGCUGGUCAGUGGGUGAGCCACAGGUAGAUCCCACGUCCGCCAGCACACCUCCCAACCCAAGACUGCUACCUACCUUCAAAGGCGCUCCGAGGCCCCAGCCAUGAACUACGUGGGGCAGCUGGCGGGCACGGUGUUUGGGACAGUGAAGGAGCUGUACCAGGGCCUGAAUCCGGCCACGCUGAGUGGUGGCAUCGAUGUGCUGGUGGUGAAGCAGGCGGAUGGCUCUUUUCGAUGCUCACCCUUCCACGUGCGUUUCGGCAAGCUGGGUGUCCUGCGGUCACGGGAGAAGGUGGUAGACAUCGAGAUUAAUGGGGAGCCAGUGGACUUGCACAUGAAGCUGGGGGACAGUGGGGAGGCCUUCUUUGUCCAAGAGCUGGAGAGUGAUGAGGAGCACGUGCCUCCCCGCCUGUGCACAUCGCCCAUACCUUGGGGGAACCUGUCUGGGUUCCCCUCGGACUCCCAAAUGGGUACAGCCAGUGAACCUGAGCACAUCAUCAUGGGUGUGGCCUCUACGGGGCGGAAGAAGAGGCUUCGUAGGAGGAAAUCCAGGCGGAAGGAGGACAUGACGGCAGCAGAUUCUAGUUCUGAGGAGCUGGAGGCAGGCGCUGAGAGUGAGCUGUCCCAGCUGGAAAAGCCAAGGCCUGAGCCCCCAGGCAGUAUCCUGUCAGAAGGGGAGUCCUCACCGCAGCCCAAAGACAUCUACCCCUACUCUGAUGAAGAGUGGCCCCCGCAGGCCAGCGUCCCAUCGGGUGGGCUAACAUCCCCUAAGAGCGACUCGGAGCUGGAGGUGCGGAUCCCUGAGCCCAGCCCGCUGAGAGCUGAGUCCCACAUGCAGUGGGCCUGGGGGAGGCUGCCUAAGGUGGCCAAAGCUGAGUGGCUUGCGUCCUCAAUGGUCCCUGAUGGCAGCACCAGGAAAGCCUCUCCUCAGGGAGCGCCCAGCUCCCCCUCCACCUCUGUGCCUGGUGAUGACCCUUUGGGACCCCUAAUCCUGCAAACAGGGGCCGGCACUGACCUUCAGCCUGACAUGGAGGUGCCUGCUCUGGUGGGUCCCCUUCUCCCCGCCCCCGAGAGAGAGAAAACCAGAACUCAUUGGUCCAAGGAUGCGGACCUCCCUCCUGCCUCGAAAUCCUGGAGCUGGGCUGCUCUGGAGGGUCCAGCUCCCACUGGACAGCCAGAAGGGGUCUCCAGGAGGAAAGGCUCCCUGAAGAGAAGCCAGCACCUGGGUCCCAGUGACAUCUACCUGGAUGACUUGUCCUCUCUGGAUUCUGAGAAUGCAGCCCUUUACUUCCCCCAGAGUGACUGUGGGCUGGGGGCCAGGAGGUGGAGUGAACCCAGCAGCCAGAAGCACCUGGGGGACCCCAGCCCCGAACAGGAGCCAGAACCCACUCCAGACAUGAUAGUGCUGUCCCUCUGUGGUGGACUGGCUGACAGCCGAGACAUUUCCCUGGAGAAAUUCAACCAGCACAUCGUCUCCUACCAGGACCUCACCAAAAACCCCGGCCUUCUGGAUGACCCGAACCUGGUGGUAAAAAUCAAUGAGAGGCAUUAUAACUGGGCUGUAGCUGCCCCCAUGAUCCUCUCCCUGCAAGCAUUCCAGAAAAACUUGCCCAAGAGCACCGUGGACAAGCUGGAGAAGGAGAAGAUGCCCCGGAAGGGUGGGCGGUGGUGGUUCUCCUGGCGACGCAGGGACUUCCCAGCUGAGGAGCACAGUGCCCAGAGGGACAAGACCACAGCCAGGGACCCAAGGGGGGAGAAGACUGAUGUCCUGAGCAGCGAGGAUGACGCCCCAGACAGCCCUGUGAUCCUGGAGGCUCCCUCCCUGCCACCCUCACCUCCAGCCUACACUCCUACCUACAAGAAGUCCCUCCACCUCUCCUCCGAUCAGAUCCGGCGGCUGAACCUGCAAGAAGGUGCCAACGAUGUGGUCUUCAGCGUGACAACCCAGUACCAGGGCACCUGCCGCUGCAGGGCCACCAUCUACCUGUGGAAAUGGGACGACAAGGUGGUCAUCUCAGACAUCGACGGCACCAUCACCAAGUCGGACGCUCUGGGCCACAUUCUGCCCCAGCUGGGGAAAGACUGGACACACCAGGGCAUCACAAGUCUGUACCACAAAAUCCACCUAAAUGGGUACAAGUUCCUAUACUGCUCGGCGCGGGCCAUCGGCAUGGCUGACCUCACCAAGGGGUACCUGCAGUGGGUGAGCGAGCGGGGCUACGGCCUCCCCAAGGGCCCCAUCCUGCUGUCUCCCAGCAGCCUCUUCUCCGCCCUGCACAGGGAGGUGAUUGAGAAGAAGCCGGAGGUGUUCAAGAUCGCCUGCCUGAGUGACAUCCGGCGGCUGUUUCUGCCCCAUGGACAGCCCUUCUAUGCCGCCUUCGGAAACAGGCCCAACGAUGUCAUUGCCUACCGGAAGGUGGGCCUACCUGAAUCUCGCAUCUUCACAGUCAACCCCCGGGGAGAACUCAUCCAGGAGCCCAUGAAGAAUCACAAAUCCACAUACGAGCGGCUCGGCGAGGUGGUUGAGCUCCUGUUUCCACCUGUGGCUUGUGGCCCUGGCACAGAUCUGGCUAACCCUGAAUACAGCAACUUCUGCUACUGGCGCGAGCCACUGACCACUGUGGACCUUGACGCUCUGGCCUGAACCGGCCCUGGCUACCCUCUCCUCCCUGGCCUGGCCCAGAACUGACUGAUGUCCCAGGGCAUAGAGGGUUGGAAGCUUGGUGCCACAGGGCCAACCCUAGGGGGAAGAGGGGGCUGUGGGCUGGUUGGCAGCCUCUCUCCUCCCUGUGCUAUCUACUUCUGCCAGCUGAGCCGCAGGGGGUGGGGUAGCUGCUCCAGGCUUCAGCAUGGCCCUGGCCUGUAGCAAUUAAAGGCUUGUCACCUGGGCCCAUGCAGCAUUCCCCACAUCCUUGACAUCUGUUCCCAUCACCCUGGAACUCUGCCUCAACUCCUGAUAGGACAGAGAACAGGGAGGCCCCACGAAGGCUUGAGAGCUGUAAGCACAGGGAGGGUUGGUGGCAGCAGUGGAGAACAGUUGACUAACAUCUAGGAAGAACACAGUGCUCCCCCACCCUCUUCUGGGAGCCUGGAACACCCACACUCUCCGAGGCCAUUCCCUUACAUAGCCCUGGCCCCUUCUCAUAGCUCUCGAGCCAGACAUCUCAGCACAUCCCAAGCCUGGAUGCUCCAGUAUCCUCCGGCUUCGGGAAAGGGGGAGUCCUGGGCAGAGCAAAGACCAAGGGAAUGUGGCUCCCACUUGGCCUAGCCCGCCCCCAGCAGCUGCCCCUGCUCCUCCCAGCACCUCCCCUGAGGACACAGCCCCAAAUCCUGCCAGGCAGGUGGGGGUUGGCUUGUUGCCUUCCCUUGGCCUUUGCUGGUCAGUUCAGUGCCCACACAGCUGCUGAGCGAGCUCUUGCCUGAGGAGCUGUGGGAAGCCGGGCUGACACCCCACUGCAGCCUUCCCUCCCACUGUCUUUGGGGAAGAAAAUACCUUUAGAUGGGCUAAAAGCUUUAAUCCAGGCCUGCCCUUCCCAACAGCACCACAGCGGAGGGCAGAAUACCAAAUGUUGGGAAACCAGGAGGCGGGGGUAUAGGAACCUACAAAAUAACCCAGGAGGGCCCAGGCUGCUGUGUGGAAACUGAGGCCAGGAGCCCCAGCAGAGACGAGCAUCAGGUUCUCUGGGAACAGCACAGGCUGGAUGAACACGUGUGUUUUCACAUUGUCCCUUGGUGGUGUCAUACCUGAACUUCUCAUGACUUUGUGAAUAUCCAGGCAUGGCCGGGCUUGCAAGGAUGUUGGAAACUAGGCCUUGAGCCCUCUCCCUCCAGCUGUGGCCUCUUGCCCAGGGUCUGGCCUCGUUCAGGCCAUGACAUACAAGAGGGCCGUUCUUUGGAGAGAGGCCCUAACCUGGAAGGAGAGAUCUCCCCCCAAAUGGAAAGGGGAGGACCAUGUGGGAACCAGUGUCCUGAAAACAUCCUUAGAGUAGGAAAAGGAUGAGUUGAAUUGGGGUCUCCAAACAGGUCGCCUGGACCCAGUCCUCCUCUGGGAAUCUACAGCUGCCAAAGCCCCCUCACUGUGGGGGAGGAUCGACAGGAAUAAAGAGAACCCUUGGCUGAG